Molecule: messenger RNA, 1229 nt
Organism: Eurytemora carolleeae
Lineage: Eukaryota; Metazoa; Arthropoda; Copepoda; Calanoida; Temoridae
Product: protein HGH1 homolog
Exons: 17
Coding region: 141-1229 (362 amino acids)
Source: RefSeq, a predicted model, not a curated record
UUUAGGUAUUAAUGAAAUAAAAACAAAGAAAAUGAAAAAAUGCAGAAAUGAAUUAUGUGUAUUUUAUCUUUUUUGUCUGUACUAUUCUUAAACGACGAGGGGCCCGGGCUUUUGGUUAAAUCUGAUAAUUUCAGAGAAAAAUGGGAGAAUUAGAGGAACUGGCCCAGUUUCUUCAUAUAGAUCAGAGAACUGAUCUCAAGACUGUUGCUUUACAGCAUGUUCUUGGGAUGACUGGGAACAAGGAAGGUCUGGCUGCAAUCAGCGAGGUUCCUGUCAUUUCUGGGAAUAUUCUUCAGCUUUUAAACGACAAGGAUCCCCAUAUAGCCCAGGAGGCUGCUCUGGCUCUGAUCAACAUUUCCUCCGACCCUAGCGUAGCUAAAACCCUGCUGCAAUCAACUCACAUGACCGGCUUAGUGAAGACUCUGUAUGAGAAGAUACAGGAUGAAGAGUGUCAGAUUGCGGAUGCUGCAACGAUGAUAUUCUCCAAUCUGACCAGAGAUCUUGUGAGCUGUAGUGCUGUUUGGGAUUCCUUGCAAGAAAACAAUAUUGAAAUAGAACGGCUGGUUUUUCUUCUUUGUCAAGAAGGGUACAAUAAGCACGGAGCUAACCUGAGAUAUUUAGCAACGGUGUUGUCCAAUCUAAGCCAGUUAUCCGCUGUCAGGCAGAAAAUAUUGGAUCGAGAGCAGUGCAUUAUACAACGUUUUCUGCCCUUUACAGAGUACACUGGUAACAUUGUGAAAAAGGGUGGUAUUAUUGGUGCCUUGAGAAACUGCUGCUUUGAACAGGACGCUCAUGACUGGUUGCUCUCAACGGAUGUGGAUAUUUUACCCCGAUUACUUCUACCCUUGGCAGGUCCCUCUCCCGACCACCUCGAUGAUGAUGAGGUGGAGAAUUUACCCGUUGAACUUCAGUACUUGGACGAGGAUAAGAAAAUAGAAGAAGACCCUGAUAUCAGGAAAAUGAUUUUAGAAGCUUUAACACAGCUUUGCAGUAAACGAUCAGCUCGGGAAAUUUUAAGGAAAAAGAACACAUACAUAAUACUGAGGGAAUUACAUAAACAGGCAAGAUUUGAGAAGGACCGCGAGGUAUUGCUGGCUUGUGAGAAUGUUAUUGAUAUUCUGAUCAAAACAGAAGAGGAGAUAGCUAUAGAAAACUACCACGAGGUUGAUGUUCCUGAACAUCUUGUUCAGAAGUUUGAACAGAUGGACAAGUUCUACUUGGAGGAUUAA